CUUAACCUACAAUUCCACACAGACGUGUAGACACACCGUCAUCAUACACACGUCUGUGAACCCCUUAAUCUUCAUACACUCACCAUUCAUCACAUUCACUCUAAAUCAAUCACUCAAUCACCUCGCGUGCGCCAUAUCAAUAGUUCGUUUCCGGCAUGCGUUUGAGAUGCAACGUGCGCGCGACCUCAUAGUUUUAUUCAGUGAGUGUUAUUUCCCCUUACGGCUGUUUCACGUAAAACACAGGACCCUUAUUGACCGUCCCCGGUUAUACGUGGCGCCCAGCGUUCGGAUUGUGUUGUGAGAUAGUGUAGUGAGUGGAAAUCGCGUGCGAGAUGCCACCCAAAAAAGACAUGGCUGCCGCUGAUCUUAAUACCGAAAACGGUGCGAAGAUUGACAUCUUCGACGUCAGCUACACCGGAGCCAUCUUUUAAUUUGACGAUGCCACAAGAAUACCUAACUAUGUUGUUGCAACAAAUGCAACAAUCACACAACGAAUUGUGUGAGAAGUUAGUGACGGCGACUCAGGCUACAACGCAUCAACGUGACAGACAUUUUGCCGGUUGCAAACUCAGCUUUAGCGGAGCUAAAGAAUCCGUUGAAGACGCCUUAGAGGUUUUUAUCGAUGGUAUUCAGACAUACAAAGAUUGUGCUAAUAUAUCCGAUGAAAAUGCAUUACGGGGAUUGUCAUUUUUAUUCACCGGUCUCGCGGCAACGUGGUGGAAUGGUGUUCGUAAAAACGUCAAAACGUGGAACGAGGCCAUUGCCGACCUACAACAUGCAUUUGGCAAACGGAAAGCACCUUUCCUCAUAUUUCGAGAGAUAUUUCGAGAAGAACAAAGUGACGAAAAGACAGAAAUUUUUAUAUGUAAAACUCGUGCAUUGAUAGCUCAGCUGCCAUAUUCGUUAGAGGAAACCAUUCAAAUCGACAUUGUCUAUGGCUUGUUAAACCGGCGGAUCCGGAAACGAGUCCCUCGCGAAAGCGUCACAUCGUUCAACGAUCUACUACGGAAAACUCGAUCGGUCGAAGACUCAUUGGUCGAAAUGAACGAGACGAAUGGAACGACGUCCGCGAAUGUGCCAAACGUCAACGUCAACGCUGUCAAUGGCCGAUCUGUCACUCGACAUGUAGGAAAUAACGUUAACGACCGAAAUCCCGAAAAUAAGUCAACAAAUACCACUUGCAAUCAUAGUGAUGUCCCAGGAUUUGUUGAUGACCGCGGCCGCCACUGCCGCUAG
Cydia pomonella (codling moth) is the source of this 1236-nucleotide messenger RNA. RefSeq names its product activity-regulated cytoskeleton associated protein 2-like. The record is from RefSeq and is a predicted model, not a curated record. The transcript has 2 exons. NCBI's taxonomy places the organism in Eukaryota, Metazoa, Arthropoda, Insecta, Lepidoptera, Tortricidae. Bases 439 to 1236 code for a protein of 265 amino acids.